Messenger RNA from Rubroshorea leprosula, 1455 nucleotides. The record is from the annotation of a GenBank genome assembly. NCBI's taxonomy places the organism in Eukaryota, Viridiplantae, Streptophyta, Magnoliopsida, Malvales, Dipterocarpaceae.
GAAAGAAAAUUGCUGAACUGAAUACAUGAAUUAAUUUGCCUACUGAAAUGAUUAAAAACAACCUAAUUCUACUGAAAUCUGUGUUGAAAUUUGAAAUCUGGAAGUAGAUUGUAGAGAAAAUAAAAUUUAAAAAUUUGCAAAUGUUUUGAGUGAGGCUGGCCUUCUGUUUCUUCUUCCAAAAUUUCUUUUUUGUUCUCUUUGUGCCGGCAAUAACUUCCACUUUCUGCAGUUACUCAAUCAUGGGUAGUUUCUUGAAGUAGUGGAACAACUCACAUUUUGACCUGAUCUAAUCUCUUUGCAGAUUUCGCCACCUGUACUCUUAUCAGAUAAAACCCCCUUUUUAACUGCAAUCUUCUCCUAUUUUUCAACUCCCAUUAUCCCUUUCUAUCUCAAGAAGAUAAUUACUCCAUAAAAAAUUAUCUUUACCUCUCCUCUUUUGCCAACACAAAUGCUGAUCUGUCAUGGGUUUCUCAUAUCCCUAACAUGUAUUGACUUUGCACCUAAUGGUGGUCUUAAUCCUCCCCACACUCAUCCUCAUGGAACUGAGAUUCUAGUAGUCCAAGGAGGCACACUAUUUGUUGGCUUUGUCUCGUCUAAUCAAGAUGGUAAUCGUCUCUUCACCAAAGUGCUGAACAAAGGAGAUGUUUUUGUUUUCCCUAUUGGUUUGAUUCACUUCCAGCUCAAUAUAGGGGAAACUCCUGCUAUUGCCUUUUCUGGUUUGAGUAGCCAAAAUCCAGGCACAAUCACAAUUGCAAAUUCUAUUUUCGGAUCAAAUCCACCCAUUGAUCCUGAUGUUCUUACUAAGGCCUUCAUGCUGGACAAGAAUGUCAUUAAGUAUCUCCAGUCUCACUUCUAAAGGAAAAAAAUAACAGUUAGUUAGGAAAGACUUAAACUAGUCAUGUUUCAAUACUUGCUUGUCUGGACUGUGUUGGAGUGCUAUCCCUCAAUUUGAUUACUGAUUCCACAUGAUACCUUAUUUACUACUAAAUAAGAGGUUGUAAUAAGAGGUUGCUUAUAGCUCAAUAUAUACAAUAAAGAAGUUCGCCUAUUGCUUAUUAAAUAUUAGCCUUGUAUGCUUACUAAAAAGAAUUGUUUCCCAUGCUUGAAAUACUGCAUUACAACAUAGGCUUAAAUAAAUUCCCUUUGGUGGAACUAGGCGUUUACCUCCACUUAGAGUGAUUACGCUUGCCAAGGUUUGCCUCUAAUCCAAUUUUUAUGGUUUUUUCUUUAAUUAUAAUCGACACUACUUAAAUGCUUAGACUUAGUUUUGUAUGUUUGUGAUUUUUGGUUUUUGGUUUUAAUUUAUAAAUUUUGCAACUCUAAAUACCAAUUACCAAGGCCCCGAGUACUGCUAAUGUGAAGCCUUACUGAGUACCUAAUGCAUGAUUUUGCCAGGUGUCUUCAUCCAAUUGUUGAUUCUAUUGAUCUGAAAAUUAAGAAAAUUCCAAAUUAAAU